This is a messenger RNA of Dictyostelium discoideum AX4, 831 nucleotides long. RefSeq lists its product as hypothetical. Bases 1 to 831 code for a protein of 276 amino acids. Gene Ontology annotation, cellular component: nucleus; histone acetyltransferase complex. Lineage: Eukaryota; Evosea; Eumycetozoa; Dictyosteliales; Dictyosteliaceae. The transcript is spliced from 2 exons. The record is from RefSeq and is a predicted model, not a curated record.
AUGAGUGAAAAUAAAGAUGUAACAAUGGAAACAGAAGAGGAAACAAUUGAUGGAGAGGAUGUUAUAGAAGACAAUGAAAAAAGUGUAAAUAAAAAAUCAAAUAAAAAAUCAAGUAGUAAUAUACCUAUACCAUCUUUGACCCCCACAGAAAAUAAUGAUAAGAAAAUAGUAACAACAACAAAUGAAACAAAUUCAACACCAACCACAGUAUCAACAUCAUCAUCAACAAAUGCACAACCAUCUAAUACAACUAAUACUACCACAACAACAUUACCAUCACCAUCACCAUCACCAUCACCAUCAACAACCACUACAAAUACAUUAAAUAGUAAUACAGAUACAUCAUCAUCAUCAUCAUCAUUAUCAUCAUCUACAAAUGCGAAUGCAACACCAACAACAACCCCAACACCAACAACUACAACUACAACUACAACAGCAGCAGUAGUUACACCAAUAGCAACAAUAUUACCAAAGAAAAGGAUGAAACAAGAGGUUAUAGUGGAGAUUGAAGAGUUAAUGUCAGAGAAAAAGAAUAUAGAAAAUAAAUUAGCCACACUAGAGAAACAAAUUUAUGCAUUGGAGGGCAGAUAUUUAGAGGAUACUCAUCAUGUGGGUAAUGUUAUUAGAGGAUUUGAUAGUUAUAUAUCUGGUAGUGGCGCUUUAAAAAAAUUAAGAUGGAAAGAAUCUGAUCGUCUUUUUUCAACAUCUUCUUCUACUUAUUUAAAUUCUAUAAACGAUAGAAAUGAAAUAGUGGAACAAGAUAAUGUAAUAAAGAAAAAAAGAGAUAAAGGAAAAUUAUCUUCAUCUUCAAAUUCUUCAAAGAAAAAUUAA